GGGGGGGCAAAACCGCGCUCACUCAUCUGCCAUCUACCCGAGGUAAGAGCAGUACUGCUUCGGCACCCCCUACCAUGUUGUCCGUGGACUUCUGCAACAUUAGGGGCUUACAUUCCAACCUUAAUGCUGUCCAUCAACACCUCGAGACAGCAAAGCCGGCCUUGCUCUUUCUGACCGAGACGCAGAUAUCGUCUCCAGCCGACACAUCCUACCUGUCCUAUCCUGGAUACGGACUGGAACACACUUUCGUGCCUAGAGCUGGGGUGUGUGUGUACGUUAGAGACGAUAUCAGCUCUCGCCGCCUCAGGAAUCUUGAAGGUAAGGACCUCUCCACCCUAUGGCUACGUAUAGACUGCGAUGACCAUCCCCGCGUCUAUUCGUGCCUAUAUAGGUCCCACAGCGGUGAUGCCGAAACUGACCGACUCAUUGAGCACACUCAAACGGCUGCAGACUCUGUGCAGCAGCAGAUCCCAUCCGCUGAGAUCAUUGUGCUCGGUGAUUUUAAUGCCCACAAUGCCGAAUGGCUCGGCUCUAAUAAGACCGAUCAUGCGGGCAGAUCUGUUUUUGACUUUGCUCUGGCAUACGGCCUAACACAACUGGUUACUACGCCUACGCGAAUCCCAGAUGUGGAAGGACAGGAACCUUCCCUGUUGGACCUUCUGCUGACUUCUCAUCCGACAGAUUACGGUGUAUCCGUUGAAGCCCCGCUGGGGUCAUCGGAUCACUGCUUGAUUCGGAGCACGGUUCCGCUCGCGUGCACGCCGCGUCGGCGAGUUGCAUGUACACGCCGUGUGUGGCACUAUAGGUCAGCAGACUGGGAUGGGAUGCGGUCCUUCUUUGCGUCCUACCCCUGGAGGCAAGUUUGCUUCUCGCCGGAUGAUCCCGAUGUCGUCGCUGAUUCUGUUGCUGACGUGGUGCUGCAGGGAAUGGAGCUUUUCAUUCCAUCUUCUGUAGUCCCUGUUGGUGGUAAAUCGCAACCCUGGUUCAGUCGUCUCUGUAAAGAGGCCUCGCGUUGGAAAAACGAGUGCUACCGAGCCUGGGUUAAUGCGGCGGCAGUACGGGAUGAAAAUACCAGCGCACUAAAAAAGGAGUUUAACUUCGCCUCCAGGUCCUUCAAAAGAGUUAUCGCCAGAGCAAAGUCGCUGCACAUCGGUAGAAUUGGCGAGAAAUUGGAGCACCUCCCUUCGGGCACUCGUGCGUUCUGGUCUCUCGCCAAAGCUAUCCAGGGGAAUUUCUGCACGCCAUCUUUUCCACCCCUGCACAUGGGAAGUGAUUCAUGGGCCCACGACGCAAAAGAUAAAGCCGACCUUCUGGGCAAACUCUUUGCGUCCAACUCUACUUUGGAUGACGGGGGAAACGCGCCGCCGACUAUACCGCGGUGCGAGAGCUAUAUGCCGGAUGUCCGGUUCAACCAAAGCUCAGUGCGUAAAGCACUUCGUUCCCUCGACACUCAUAAGUCGAGUGGGCCCGAUGGAAUCCCUGCCAUUGUGCUAAAAACUUGUGCUCCUGAGUUGGCUCCGGUCUUAACGCGUCUCUUUCGGCUCUCUUACUCUUCCGGCGUAGUCCCGGCUUCUUGGAAGUCAGCUUUGGUGCACCCGAUCCCUAAAAAGGCGACCGCUCAAAUCCGUCCAACUAUAGGCCAAUAGCUAUAACUUCCCUCUUCUCGAAGAUAAUGGAAUCCAUCAUCAACUGCCAGCUCUUACGGUACC
Messenger RNA from Leguminivora glycinivorella, 1709 nucleotides. RefSeq lists its product as uncharacterized. The record is from RefSeq and is a predicted model, not a curated record. NCBI's taxonomy places the organism in Eukaryota, Metazoa, Arthropoda, Insecta, Lepidoptera, Tortricidae. Gene Ontology annotation, molecular function: catalytic activity. The transcript has a single exon. Bases 75 to 1646 code for a protein of 523 amino acids.